CAAUUCAGUUCCUCUUUAUUUCCUUUUGCUCUAACCAUAGACUGUAUGGCUCUAACGUAUCACUGAAUUUUUAGAAGCGAAGCACACAGUUUCAUGAGUCUGAGCGCCAAACUCAAUUCGGGAAACAAAAACAGCAAAGGCGAUUUGUCAGCUAGCUAGCUAGAUAUUCCGUAUUACAAACCCAGCACCAUGGCCAAUUUGCUGUCAUUGCAAUGCGUUGGCUAUUUGAGGAAAUCUGGAAGCUUAAUGAAUUUAAGACCUGCGGCUCUGGGCAUCGAUAAAAGAAACUACAGCAGCAAGAAAGGGUCUUCAGCCGAGUAUCUGCACCAAAGUGUUGUACCAUCGAUGCAUUACCAGAAGAGUUUACCCAGGCUGCCCGUACCAAAACUGGAAGAUACUAUCAAGAAGUAUUUAGCUGCCCAGAGGCCUCUGUUGGAUGAUGACCAGUUCAGAACAACCGAGAAACUUGCACAGGAUUUCCAGAAUGGCGUGGGGAAACAGCUGCACGAGGAACUAGUCGCUCAAGACAAAAACAAUAAGCACACAAGCUACAUCUCAGGGCCAUGGUUUGACAUGUAUCUUUCUGCACGCGACUCUGUGGUGCUAAACUUCAACCCCUUCAUGUCCUUCAACCCUGACCCCAAGGCCGAGUACAAUGACCAGCUGGUGCGGGCGACCAACAUGGCGUGUUCAGCUGUGCGCUUCAUGAAAACACUGCGAGCUGGAUUACUGGAGCCAGAGGUUUUCCACCUCAACCCGGCAAAGAGCAACACAGACGGCUUCAAAAAGUUCAUUCGCUGGGUCCCGUCUUCGCUGUCUUGGUACGGAGCUUACAUGGUGAAUGCUUACCCCUUGGACAUGUCUCAGUACUUUCGCCUCUUUAACUCAACUCGGAUUCCCAAGCGCGGGCGAGAUGAGCUCUUCACUGAUGAGAAAGGUCGACAUCUCCUGGUUAUGAGGAAAGGCAACAUGUACGUGUUUGAUGUUGUAGACAGGGAUGGGAAUCUGGUGAAGCCUGCAGAGAUCCAGUCCCACUUUAAGUACAUUUUGUCCGACCCAACGCCAGCGCCUGCCUUUCCUCUCGGGGUCCUGACCAGUGAGAACAGGGAUGUGUGGGCCGGGCUGAGGGACAAGCUGAUAGCUGCUGGAAAUGCAGAGGAUUUACGGCUUGUUGACAGCGCCCUUUUCGCUCUCUGUCUGGACGAUGAAAGCAUGAGGGACCAUAUUCACAUCUCGCACAACAUGUUGCACGGCGACGGCUGCAACCGGUGGUACGACAAGUCCUUCAGCGUCAUUCUGACCAAAGAUGGACAGGCAGCCAUCAAUUUUGAGCACUCCUGGGGCGACGGCGUAGCUGUGCUCCGCUUUCAGAACGAGAUCUUCAAAGACACAACCGAGCAGCCGCUGGUCCACCCGGGCUCUGCUCCUGCUGCUGUGGAUUCGGCAUCAGCUGUGCGCAGACUGCAGUUCAACCUGGACAGCGAGCUGGAGAAUGGCAUCAAGGUAGCCAAGGAGAAGUUUGAUUCAGCCGUAUCGAAGCUCACCAUCGAUGCGUUGGAGUUCAAGAAAGGUGGGAAGGAACAAUUGAAGAAGAGCAAGUUGAGUCCAGAUGCUAUAGCCCAGCUGGCUUUUCAGAUGGGCUUCUUGAGGCAGUAUGGGCAGACAGUCGCCACGUACGAGUCGUGUAGCACUGCGGCGUUCAAGCAUGGCCGCACAGAGACCAUCCGGCCAGCCACCAUACACACAAAACAAUGCUCACAUGCCUUCGUUUGCCAGCCAGGCCAACACAGCGUGGGGCAACUACAGGCCAUGCUGAGUGAAUGCUCUAAAUAUCAUGGACAGCUCACCAAGGAGGCAGCUAUGGGCCAAGGGUUUGACCGUCACCUGUUUGCCAUGCGAUAUCUGGCGAAUUCAAAGGGCCAGGCUCUACACAGCUUGUACACAGACCCAGCUUACGCUGCCAUCAACCACAACAUCCUCUCUACCAGCACCCUCACCAGUCCAGCUGUGAACCUCGGUGGCUUUGCUCCGGUGGUGCCUGAUGGGUUUGGUGUGGGCUAUGGUGUCCACGACGACUGGAUCGGCUGCAAUGUGUCCAGCUAUCCGGCUCGCAACGUCCACGAGUUCCUGCAGUGUGUUCACAAGUCUUUAGAGGACAUUUUCACUGUUUUGGAAGGAAAGGCGCUCAGCUAAGAUACAUGCGUUAGUCAUCACAAAAGUGAAAGAAAAAAAAACUAAUUUUUACAGAACGGUGAAGGUCAGUGCAUUUUCUGCUCCCAAACUAACUUCUCUCUGGAACAUGCAGGAAUUGAGAUGAAUUAUAUAUUUAAUACAUUAUCAUGGUGCUUAAAUAUAACUUUAUUUUAGGAAAUCAAAAAAUUUGGAGUGCUGGUCAUUAUUUAUGCAGGACUUUUCAGAUGUAGAUUUUCUCUGGAAUAGAUUAAAGUAUGGAAUCAGACUGUGCCUUCUCAAUGUGAAUUUAACAGCAUCUGAUUGUUAUUGUGAUAGCUUAUUUAAAUUGUCAUCACUGUCAUUUACAUUGACAAUAUUGUUGUGGGUGAAUGUAAUUUGAAAUAAAAAUUAAUUGAUUUA
Micropterus dolomieu (smallmouth bass) is the source of this 2592-nucleotide messenger RNA. RefSeq names its product carnitine palmitoyltransferase 2 (gene cpt2). The transcript is spliced from 5 exons. Gene Ontology annotation, cellular component: mitochondrion. NCBI's taxonomy places the organism in Eukaryota, Metazoa, Chordata, Actinopteri, Centrarchiformes, Centrarchidae. Bases 190 to 2193 code for a protein of 667 amino acids. Gene Ontology annotation, biological process: fatty acid beta-oxidation. The record is from RefSeq and is a predicted model, not a curated record. Gene Ontology annotation, molecular function: carnitine O-palmitoyltransferase activity.